Messenger RNA from Ixodes scapularis (black-legged tick), 4052 nucleotides. RefSeq names its product sorting nexin-27 (gene Snx27). The coding region runs from base 38 to 1681 and encodes 547 amino acids. Gene Ontology annotation, cellular component: early endosome. Lineage: Eukaryota; Metazoa; Arthropoda; Arachnida; Ixodida; Ixodidae. The record is from RefSeq and is a predicted model, not a curated record. The transcript is spliced from 10 exons. Gene Ontology annotation, molecular function: phosphatidylinositol-3-phosphate binding; protein binding. Gene Ontology annotation, biological process: signal transduction; intracellular protein transport.
UUCUUUUGCGAACCGUCCGUCAAAGCACGUGACCACAAUGCUCUUCGUGCGUUGCCACCCCAACAAGAUGGCUGACAGCGACUCGGAGAAAAGUCCGCCUCCGAACGAUGAAAAAGCACCGAUGCUUCACAUGGGGCCCCGAGUUGUCACCAUCUGCAAGACUGAAACGGGGUUCGGCUUCAACGUUCGCGGCCAAGUGAGCGAAGGUGGCCCGCUCAAGAGCAUCAACGGCGAGCUCUACGCUCCUCUCCAGCACGUCAGCGCCGUUCUCGAAGGGGGAGCCGCCGAAGAGGCUGGAAUUCGUCGCGGUGACAGAAUCCUUGAAGUCAAUGGAGUCAAUGUCGAAGGUGCAACCCACAAGCAGGUCGUGGACCUUAUCAAAUCUGGUGGCGACAAGCUCACGCUAACGGUCAUUUCAGUCACAGCUCAGGAAGCUGAACGGCUGGAGCCCAGCGACGAUUCCUCUGGUGUUUCUUACGUCGACUACAGCGAAAAACGUUCCCUACCAAUCUCCAUUCCGGACUACAACUGGCUAGAGCGGUCGGGCGACAAGUUUGUGGUAUAUAACAUCUACAUGGCAGGCAGGCACCUGUGUUCCAGGCGGUACCGGGAGUUCUCGGUGCUGCACGUGAACCUCAGGAAGGAGUUCCCGGACUUCAGCUUCCCCAAGCUGCCCGGGAAGUGGCCCUUCUCGCUGUCGGACCAGCAACUGGACGCCCGGCGUCGGGGCUUAGAGCAAUACCUCGAGAAAGGUGCCCCCAUCUUUCCAGAGUCCACAGUACGUCAAUGCCCAACACAUGCAUUUUUCCAUUCCACAGUGUGUGCCAUCCGAGUCAUAGCGGAGAGCGACACUAUGCAGGACUUCUUGACCGACAUGGAUGACGAACACGGUGGGAGCUCCAGUCUGGUGGACCUCAAGGUCUUGCUGCCCGAUCGGACGACCGUGGUCGUCAAGGUGCGGAAGAACAGCUCGACGGAGGAGGUGUACCAGGCGGUAGUGGAGAAGGCGGCCAUCCCUUCAGAGGUGGCACGCUACUUCGCCCUGUUUGAGAUUGUGGAGUAUGGGUUCGAGAGGCGGCUGGGCCCGUCGGAGUUCCCGCACAACCUGUACAUCCAGAACUACUCGACGGCCACCUCCACCUGCCUGCUGGUGCGCAAGUGGCUCUUCACCAGGGAGACAGAGGUGCGCCUGGCCGACGCCCACCCCAUCGCCGCCACCUUCUUCUUCUGGCAGGCAAUCGACGACGUGAACAAGGGCCAAAUCAAGCCUGGCAAUAAGUUGUACGAGCUGAAGGCACUGCAGGAUUGCUCACGAAAGAUGGAGUACCUGGAGUUGGUCCGGACGCUGGAGGGCUACGGGGAGCUGUCUUUCCCGCACUGCACCUGCGAUGCCCGCAAGGACGGCCACGUGGUCUCCACCCUCGGGAUGGACGGGCUCAAGCUCCAAGCCUGCAGGGACGACGGGACUCUAGAGGCGCAAGUGAUAGAGUUUCUCUGGGACUCGGUCGCAGAAUGGGAGGUGGACGAGGAGGGGAUGGCCUUUGCGUUCCAGUACACGCGUCCCGACAAGAAACCGCGCUGGGUCAAGAUUUUCACGCCUUACUUCCUCUUCAUGUUUGACUGCUUCGAGCGGAUACAGGAGGAGCGGACCUGGCGGAUGGCCAAGACUUCUUUCGGCUAAUCGACCCGACGCGGAACCCCCCCCCCCCCACCCCUUCUUUCCAGACCCACGUUUUAGCUCCGUCUUAACGGAAAUGGGAAGCAAAAAGAAAAACCCGGAAAAGGCGACAGAGGAACUGCGCAAACGUGGCAGCAACCAAAACCACCCUCCCCCGUCCCUUCGUACGACACUGCUGCGUAGUCCUCGCUUGUUGUUUAUACGUGUACAUAAACGGGCCUUGUACAUAGUAGGUAGGAAAUGUCUAGCAGUCCCGAGAGGCCGCCCGCCCAUGAGGAGUCAGCUCUCCGUUUCCGUGCGCACUGUCAAUCGUUUCCGGUCAACGGCGGGGAGAGGCGAGCGAUCGAAAAUGGCGUCAUUGCGCUUGCUGAGGGGGAGGAAGUCAGGAUUCAUAGACUGUCGCGCCGUCGAUCCUUCGGUGGUGCGAAGACUUCGCAUUGUCGCUGGUCUUCGGUCAAAAACACUGCGUUGUCGAUCGCUUUCGUACGAGAACGACGGAACACUGUGCGAGGUAUCGCAUCGUCCGUUUUCGGUUGAAAACGUCGCGUUGUUGGUCGUCUUCGGUCGAGAUUGAAGGAACGUGGUCGAAAACUUUGCAUUGUCAAUCGUUUUCAGUCUAGGAUAACGACAUGUCCGAGACGGUCAUCAUUGAUAUUUUUUGGUCGAAAAACGUCACACUGUCGAAGACCUCUCUUUGUCGAUCGUUUUCGGUUGAAAACAACUGGACGCAGUCAAAACGCUAGCGUGUCGGCGUGUUGCCGUCAGCAAUGUCGAAAAGGGGUUUCGUCACGUCUGCCCAAAUUUAGCACCUUGCGAAAGCAGAGGAACGAGUUCUGCAUGAAUGGUCCAGUCCAGUUUUUUUUUUAUUGUUGUUGGUUGUUGUUGCACUCAUUCUUUGGAAGCCUCGUGCAGACUCGCGUUUACGAGGUCCAAGGUGGCCGCGGGGAAGCGGUCAUGUGACGGGACGCCCGUGCGGGAUGUUUGACGUGAAACGUGUUUGCGAGCUGGCCCGCGGCGUCCAGUUUGUAAGCGCGAGGAUGUUUGCGGGGCGAGCACAAUUUGGACUUUGUCGUCUAGUCAUUUUGCGCGAGACCUUCAAACAAGUUCUCUCAGUUUCCUCAGGUUCAACGCCUGUGCAGCUUUUUUUUCUUUCUCUUACCUUACUUUUUUUUUUUUUUUUGGUUACACAUAGUAAGAAGGCUGUAAAGACGUCCCUAAAAGUGCCUUUGCGUUCCGUUCGUUCGACGUGGUUCCCUCGUACACCUUUAAACGCGAGCGUUUUCGAUUCAGCGGCGUUUGCAUCUUUCUCGAAGCGGUUGUGGACCUUUCUUGGGGAGAGUUCUGCACGACUGUGGACCCUCCCCACGCAGCGGCCAAAACUGGAACUACGGUUGGCGUCCGGCGGUAGAGGAGUUGAGCCACCUUUCCUACCUCAGUGGCGACUCCGGGAGGAAACAGGAGAGGCAAUGGCAAUUCGCGUUCCGGAUACCAAACGUAGUUUGAGCUUUCGCCGCUCGACGUCUUCUUUAUACGGAAAAAUUCCAUUGGCCGUCUGGUCUACUACACGCAAUCUUGAAGGCAGCAGAGAAGAAUCUUAACCGGAAUCCAGUUCUAGCAUUUGCACGAAACUCGGUGAAAAUGUGUUUCUUAGCCCCGAAGCUCUCUUAAUUUAUUCCUAAUCUAUGCAUCCUCAGAAGCGAGUUCCCGUGUGUCCUGCACUGUAAAUAGAGCUCCGCGAGGGUUCUUUUGUGGUUUUUAUUCCCACUGCCUUCGGAAUUUGCUCGAGAGUUCGGUAUGCCAACUUCCAGAGAGCAGUUCCAUGUACCUAGUGUCAGGUUCGGGCAAUCGGCUAACGGCCAUUUAAUCUUGCGCCAAACAAACCUCUUUUAGCCCAAUGUUCCCCGCACGAGCAACUCCUGUAACAACGCCACGUUCCGUUCCACUCUUUAUUAGAACUUAAUAGUAGGACACAAAGAAAGAUCCGACGGACCAUAGUCGGGUCUUUGCCGUGGACUUCAAAUUUCGCAAAAUGCAUUCCAUUUUUUUUUUUUUUUACCCGGACUUUCUGCAGAGACAUCAUUCCCCCACGGUCCAUUUGCAAAACCAAACUUGGCAUUUCGAAACGAGUUUUUUUUGUUUUGUGUGCAUGUGUGAUUUUGUUUGAGGAAGGCUGCCGAGGAGAGUGUGACAGCGGCGCACGCUCUUCUGUCUACACGCCAGAGCUAAUUUUUGUGGACUUUGGCCAAAUCUGCAGCUGCCUUCAGACGGAAUCUGUUUGCAAAGAGCAGAGAAUCGUGGCUUGGGAGAUUGACUUGUGGCGGCUUAUUGUUUUUGUUUAGGAGUCUCUUAAAAUAAACGUUUAGUGAGAGCUGGA